AAAGUCACCCAUUCGCCCACUUGUUUUAUAGCAUUUGAUCAGAAGAACAAAGUAUUUCAUUCUCCCGUGCGGUGUAACACUGAUUCAAUCCCAAGUCUCAACCAUGGCGUUGUACGUGCUAUCUCGCCGUUCAUCACAUCCCUCCACUUCCCAAUUCUUCCUCGCUCUCCGUUUCGCCGCAUCCUAUUCCAGAUCCUAUUCCUCUUCCUCCUUCAGGGAAGAAAGAGACACCUUUGGACCCAUUCAAGUUCCUUCCGACAAAUUAUGGGGAGCUCAAACUCAAAGAUCCCUCCAGAAUUUCGAUAUCGGUGGCCCCCGUGAACGCAUGCCUGAACCCAUCGUUCGUGCCUUCGGCAUCUUGAAAAAAUGCGCUGCUAAGGUGAACAUGGAGUACGGUCUUGAUCCCACGAUUGGGAAGGCAGUGAUGCAAGCAGCUCAAGAAGUGGCAGAGGGCAAGUUAAAUGACCAUUUUCCCCUUGUUGUUUGGCAAACUGGCAGUGGCACGCAGAGUAACAUGAAUGCUAAUGAGGUUAUUGCUAACAGAGCGGCAGAGAUUCUUGGUCAUAGGCGGGGCGAAAAGUUUGUGCACCCAAAUGACCAUGUCAACAGAUCACAAUCUUCCAAUGAUACUUUCCCAACUGUAAUGCACAUUGCAGCUGCCAUGGAAGUAAACUCAAGACUAAUCCCCAAUUUGAAAACCUUAUAUUCUACACUAAAUGCGAAGUCAAUCGAAUUCAAGGAUAUUGUCAAGAUUGGACGCACUCAUACUCAGGAUGCAACACCUUUGACACUUGGACAGGAGUUUAGUGGGUAUACUACUCAAGUGAAGUAUGGCAUUGAUAGAGUGAUUGGCACUUUGCCACGAAUGUAUCAGCUAGCGCAGGGUGGUACAGCUGUAGGGACUGGAUUGAAUACAAAGAAAGGGUAUGCAUCCUUUCUGCUAGUGAAGUGGUUUUCUUGUAUGGUCUUCUUUUUGGUUUGUUUAAAGAGUAUUUUCUGGACGGUAAUCAGGGCGUCCGAACCAAGCAAUGUCCACCACAACCCGGCUCAAGGAACUUAUGAAGAGGCAGCAUCCGUGGAUGACAUUCGUGCUCUAAUCGCUGACGCAGAAGGCAACGUGCCGGAACGCGUCUCCAUUGCGGAGCGAAUGAGGCAGGAAUGGUGGGCAGCAGAAAACCCUGACGAGGUUGCUAGGCUCAUAAGCAACACAUGA
Molecule: messenger RNA, 1213 nt
Organism: Arachis duranensis
Lineage: Eukaryota; Viridiplantae; Streptophyta; Magnoliopsida; Fabales; Fabaceae
Product: fumarate hydratase 1, mitochondrial-like
Exons: 9
Coding region: 104-1213 (369 amino acids)
Biological process (GO): fumarate metabolic process; malate metabolic process; tricarboxylic acid cycle
Cellular component (GO): mitochondrion; tricarboxylic acid cycle heteromeric enzyme complex
Molecular function (GO): fumarate hydratase activity
Source: RefSeq, a predicted model, not a curated record